Messenger RNA from Miscanthus lutarioriparius, 426 nucleotides. The record is from the annotation of a GenBank genome assembly. Lineage: Eukaryota; Viridiplantae; Streptophyta; Magnoliopsida; Poales; Poaceae.
AUGAAGAGAUCAACAAUGCCGAACGCGAGGCGCAUGCGCAUCCCGGCGUUCGGGGAGUGGAACCACCACGGCGCCGACGGCGCCGACGGCAACGGCACAUGGCCGGCGGUCAUGACCCCGUUCUUCGACCUCGCCACGCCGCAGAAAGCAGCGCCCAACAAGACGGGGAGACGACGGCGGGGCGGCGACGGCUUCGGCGCGGCCAAGAUGGCUACGGCGGCGGAGCUGGCGCCACAGGGGCACGUGCAGACGAGGCGGAGCAAGGCGGCGAGGAGGUCCUGCUUCACGGUGGCCAAACCCGUCGACGACGACCUGUACGGGGUUCCACCGGACAUGAUGCUCUACGGAAAGCCAGCACCGAGGAGAGAUGGCUGGCUGAGGAUCCUGCGGCUGCUGGGCUGCUCCUGCUUGAGCCCGUCGAAAUGA